CUAGCUGUCGAUGUGCAUGCUCCUCAGCCAUUCUUCUUCUUCUUCUUCUCACAUCUUCUUCUAACCUAAAAAAUCUCAAACCCACCUACUCUGGAUGGAUUCAAUUCAGAUGGAGACGAAGAAUCCACGCUUGAAUAUUGUAAUGGUCCCAUGGCUAGCCCAUGGGCACAUCUCUCCUUACUUAGAGCUUGCCAAAAGACUUUCCAACAGGAACUUCAAAAUCUAUCUAUGCUCAACUCCGAUCAAUCUGAGCUCUAUCAAGAAAAGGGUCACCCAGGAAUACUCUCAUUCAAUCAAACUCAUCGAACUCCAUAUCCCAUCUCAACCAGACCUUCCUCAUCCCAAUUUCCACACAACAAAUGGCCUCCCACUCCACCUCCACUCAGUUCUCAAAAGAGCCAUGGACAUGGCCAGUCCAUCUUUCACAGAAAUCAUUAAAACCCUCAAACCGGACAUACUCAUUUACGACUUCAACCAACAAUGGGCCUCAACCGCCGCAGCAUCAAUUGGGAUACCAGCAGUUCAGUUCCUCACCAGUAACGCUUCCUCCCUCUGUUAUGUCCUCCUUUUAUUCAAGAAACAGGACGUUGACUUCUCUUAUCCCGUCUUAAAUCUCGGAACUCACUGGAACCAACAGUUUCAAAAACUUUUGAAUUCAAGUGCAAAUGAUCAAAGCCAAGCUCAAAGUGGAAGCACAGGCACUAUGCCCACGAGUAGAACAUGCGACAUCACACUCAUGAAGACUUUUGGAGAAAUGGAAGGGAAAUACAUCGAUUACGGGUCAAAACUACUUGGCAAAAAGAUAGUCCCCACAGGUCCUCUGAUUCAAGAGCAUGAAGUCUCGGAAGAUAAUAGCGAGAUCAUGGAGUGGCUUAACAACAAAGAGACAUCUUCAACUGUUUUCGUAUCAUUUGGAACAGAGUUCUUUUUGUCUAGAGAAGAAACAGAGGAAGUAGCAAAAGGGUUGGAACUAAGUAUGGUGAAUUUCAUUUGGGUGCUUAGAUUUUCCUUUGAAGAGAAGAUUACAAUUGAAGAAGCCCUGCCCAAUGGAUUUCUUGAGAGAGUAGGAGAUAGAGGACUUGUUGUUGAGAAAUGGGUUCCACAAGCUAGAAUAUUGGGACACCCAAAUGUUGGAGGAUUUGUAAGUCAUUGUGGGUGGGGUUCUACAAUAGAGGCUUUGUCAUUUGGGGUGCCAAUUCUGGCUAUACCUAUGACCCACGAGCAACCAGUGAAUGCAAGGCUAGUGGAGGAGAUUGGUGUGGGUUUGGAAGUAAAUAGAGAUGAUAAUGGAAGGUUUAGUGGAAAAGAGAUUGCAGAUUUGAUAAGUGAAUUGAUAGUAGGUGAAAAAGGUAAGAAAAUAAGGGAUAAAGCAAGAGAAAUGAGAGAAAAAAUUAUAAGUAGAGGGGAAGAAGAUAUUGAUGAUGUUAUGGAAGAAUUGUAUAAGCUUUACAAGAACAAAAUUGAUGGGGAGAGCAAAGCUUAAUUAAUUGUCCAAUUUUAUGUUUGUUUGAUUUUUGUACCUUGGUAAUGAGUUAGUUAAUCUUUAUUACUCUAUC
Impatiens glandulifera is the source of this 1556-nucleotide messenger RNA. RefSeq names its product beta-D-glucosyl crocetin beta-1,6-glucosyltransferase-like. The record is from RefSeq and is a predicted model, not a curated record. The coding region runs from base 95 to 1483 and encodes 462 amino acids. Gene Ontology annotation, molecular function: UDP-glycosyltransferase activity. The transcript has 2 exons. NCBI's taxonomy places the organism in Eukaryota, Viridiplantae, Streptophyta, Magnoliopsida, Ericales, Balsaminaceae.